This is a messenger RNA of Stylonychia lemnae, 2157 nucleotides long. The record is from the annotation of a GenBank genome assembly. Lineage: Eukaryota; Ciliophora; Spirotrichea; Sporadotrichida; Oxytrichidae.
AUGAUUUCCUAGUCAUUAGCAAGCAAUCAAACCUAUCAAGCUCUUUCAAGCAAGAAAAAACAAUAGCUUAAAUAUCAUAGUAGACAACCCUCAGGAGGUGGUCCUAAGUUUAUUAUGCCAAAAGAUAAUAGAAUUUACAACUAGGAUCUCAAUGAGACUAUAAUCAAGCGAUAAGUAAAUCAAUAGCAACAGCAAUACUAACAGCAAAAUUAUUCUCAAUAUGAGGAUGGUAAAAAUGAAACUUAGAUUCUAAGAGUAAAUAUGAUGCCAUUAACUGAUUCUUCUAUUAAAUCUAAUAAUAAAAAUACUUAAAAUGUCUCAGGACUUCAGAUUUCAUUUACAAACCAAUCUUAGUUCAACAAUGUUAACAGAUAGAAUAUAAACGAUUCCAAAUACCAAUUCGUAAAUCAGCAUCAAAACAUGUACAAUAGUGAUACUAAUCAUCUAGGACAAAAUAUGGAUAGUAAAAGGUCUCAGAUUUAUACUGAUAUCAAUAGUCAGACAAAUGAUUUGUACCCUUUUUCUCAGAAUGAGGAGAGAGAUGUAUAUUCAAACACUGAUAACAUGAUAGACAAUGUUUUUGGUGAAAAUGAGGUUGAUGAUACAGAAAUAGAGGAGUGCAAUUUCAUUGAAUUUCAUAGUGACACUAAUCUAAGCCCCCCUGGCCAGCUUAGACCUUUACCUCAAGUCAAAUCAAAUGAAAGAGUUUAAAGCAAAUCUUUCCUUGAUGAUGGAAUCUACAGAUAAAAUAUAAUCACAUAGAAUAUUGACAACACUGAAAUUCCAUAGAUAAGCAAUAACCAGUAAAAUUACAUUGGCUACAAUUCAUAGUAAGAGGAAAAGUAUCAAAACUAUCUUGAAAGGAAAAACUCCUUAUUUAAUGAAAGAAGCAACAUGCAAGAUUAAUCUACAUUCUCCACUUAUGACUAAAACAAUAAAAAUAAGAAUUCAUUUAUCUACUAAUCAAGGCCUUCCAAUGUGAGCAAAACUAAUACAACUAUGUGUGAGGAUAAAAAUUUCAAAACUUCCGUUGAUAUAACUUCUAAUAAAGAAAACAGUUCAUUUGUGGCAUAAAACUAUUAAGAAUUUGAAAAGUCAUUGCAAAAAAGCUUUUAAAAACAGAAGUAAAUUGAUCCAAAGCAACAAAAUACAAAUUUAAGUAAAAAUGUGUUUGACAUCUUAAUGGCUAAAUAAGUUGUAAGCGAGAACUCUUUUAGAUAUGACAACGAUCCUUCAACUAAUGCAAACUCUGCUAUAUAAUCAGCAACAAACUUAAGAAAUCUGACUUAAAAUGAAAGUUAGCAAGUUAUUAAACUUCAAAAUUUACAAUUCGAUGAUAUCAGAUCUUAACCUUAAUCUAAGUAACAGAAACAACCAUUAAAAUCUAGUAAAUCUACAUUUUCUACAGCUAAGCACUCUAGGAAAAAUAAUAAAAGCUUUGGCUAAGUAAACAUGUCAAAGUCAGGAAAUAAUACCAGAAGGUUGGGGGACAUUAAAUUUGAUGAUAAACUUGACAAUAAGAAUCCUAAUUAAUCAUUCUUAUCACCUUAACACAAUAAAAUAAUCUCGACAGAUAUACUUAGUAAUGACUUUGACGAUAUCAACUAACUAUCUUAAGAUUACAAAAGGAAGUAGUCGUAGUAGAGUCGACAAUCAAACAACAUGAAGGAAAAACAUAGCAUUAAUAUUGCUUCAGAUUCCUUUAUGAAAGUUUAAACGUUAGAGAUUCACAAGCUCAGAAUUUCAAAUGCUAAACUAAGAGACAAUUACUCAAGGUCAUAAAAACGAUUGAGAGAAGUUGAAUAGGUACUUCACAAGUACAGGAAAGAUUAGCAAGUUCAUGAUAUUGUUAAGCAAAAGGAUUUUCAAUAUAUUAUAAGGGCAGACUAACAGAUUGAGUACUACUAAGAGCAUUACAAUUCUUUGCUUAAUAAUUACAAUAGUAAGGUUUAAAAAAUUUCAUUAUUUAUUGUAGAGCAAAAAGAUGACAAUCAAAAAUGCAAAGAAAAGUUAUCAAACAGGGAUGCUCUAAUCCAGGCAACUAAGUUUGCCUUAGAUCAUGUAAUUGAAAAUGCGAAGUAAGAGGUCGUGGACUCAGAGAGCAGCAUGACGCUCCAGACAUUAUUCAACAUUAGAAAUCAAUUGCAACAAAUAUGA